GAGAGUGGACGGAUCGAGCGCUUGACGCAUAACCCCGCCUCCUCGGCUCAGAAGAUGGAAAUCCUGCCCUAGUUUACCACAUUCAGCGCACCUCGUUUACCAGGGUACCAGGGUUCGUUACUCCUUUACGCAUUCGUUCUCCAUUAAUCUCCUUUCAAGAUAGUAGAUCUUCUAAACGGAUUCUCCAGCACACCUGUGCCUCACAUGCGUUAAGUAUGUACUGCUGAGGGAUUUCUUAUUUUUUUUUAACCAAACGAGCUCCAGCUGUUGUAUCACCCCGGGCAUCAGAUCAUCCGUCACGUUCAUGAGAGGGACGACAGACAGCGCGAUGGACCCGCAAACCGCCUGCUGAUGUUCAGGGUCCACGAUGGAUUCCUGCGUGUCUACUUCAGCAUUCCCAUAUAACGGAUUCAUAAAUGGAGGAGGAGAGUGACAGCCGAAAAAUUAACAACAGCUUCCUUCGGGACCACAACUAUGCAACCGAAGCUGACAUCAUCUCUACUGUGGAGUUCAACUCUACCGGAGAGCUCUUGGCCACGGGAGACAAGGGAGGAAGAGUUGUGGUUUUCCAAAGGGAGCAAGAGAGCAAGAACCAGCCUCACAGACGUGGGGAGUAUAAUGUUUACAGCACGUUUCAGAGUCACGAGCCAGAGUUUGACUACCUGAAGAGUUUAGAGAUCGAGGAGAAGAUCAAUAAGAUACGCUGGCUGCCUCAGCAGAACGCUGCCUACUUCCUGCUCUCCACCAAUGAUAAAACUGUGAAACUGUGGAAGAUCAGUGAGCGGGAUAAGAGACCGGAGGGAUAUAACCUCAAGGAUGAAGAUGGAAGAAUCAGAGACCCGUCCACCAUCACCUCAUUACGGGUGCCAGUACUGCAGCCCAUGGACCUCAUGGUUGAGGCCAUGCCUCGGAGAGUGUUUUCCAAUGCGCACACGUACCACAUCAACUCUAUCUCUGUCAACAGUGACUACGAGACCUUCAUGUCCACCGAUGACUUGAGGAUCAACCUGUGGAACCUGGAGAUCACAAACAGAAGCUUCAACAUUGUAGACAUCAAGCCAGCAAACAUGGAGGAGUUGACGGAGGUGAUAACGGCAGCAGAGUUUCACCCACACCAGUGCAACACCUUCGUCUACAGUAGCAGUAAAGGCUCCAUACGUCUGUGUGACAUGAGGGCAUCAGCGCUCUGUGACAACCACUCGAAAUUUUUUGAGGAGCCAGAAGACCCAAGCAAUCGUUCCUUUUUCUCCGAAAUCAUCUCCUCCAUCUCAGAUGUUAAAUUUAGCCACAGUGGGCGGUACCUGAUGACACGUGACUACCUGACAGUAAAGGUCUGGGAUCUGAACAUGGAGAGCAAACCACUGGAAACCUAUCAGGUACAUGAUUACCUAAGAAGUAAGCUCUGCUCGCUGUAUGAGAAUGACUGCAUCUUCGACAAAUUUGAAUGUGUUUGGAAUGGAUCAGACAGCGUGAUAAUGACUGGUUCCUACAACAACUUCUUCCGAAUGUUCGACCGAAAUACGAAGCGUGAUGUGACACUGGAGGCGUCCCGGGAGAACAGCAAGCCUCGGGCAAUCCUGAAACCUCGUAAGGUGUGUGUGGGCGGAAAGCGCCGCAAAGAUGAAAUCAGUGUGGACAGCCUGGACUUCAGCAAGAAAAUUCUCCACACCGCAUGGCACCCUUAUGAGAACAUCAUCGCUGUGGCAGCCACCAAUAACCUUUACAUAUUCCAGGAUAAGGUCAACUAGCACAACUGUACCACCUCCACAUGUUCCUUAAAAGAGCAAGAAAAAGCUGUAGCCCAGCUGGAUAUUGCAGGGUGUGUUUUGUGAUGAGAAACAUGAAGUUACCUAUGAUGUGGGGAGAAGUAUGAACAGAUGAUGCUGGAGAAGAAGGCCAUGUUGUGCAAGGAUGCUCCCAGACUUUUGCGAACAAGCAUCCUGCCCUGCUCAAUCAUUCUUCCACUAUUAAGUAUCUGCAUUUCCUCUUCCACGAACUCUAGUUUAUUUAUCGUAUUUAUUCAUUCCUCUGCUGGAAGAAAAUACCUGAAACGUCCUAAAUCUGGAGAAAUUUGCAUUUUCAUCACAAUGAUAUGAAGAAUUUUUUAUAAGGCAAAAACAAACCUUGAAUAAGACGGGCCUCCGCUGACAUCCUGGCAUCAGAAUCAAAGGGGUGCCUUUACUUACAAAAAACUAUGGAUUUUCAUUUCCUUUGAAACACAAUGCCCCCCGACUUCCUCCGAAGUGUCUGACUGAUCCGUAACAGACUAAGACUGUUACUUUGCGCUGAUUGUAGUGUUGAGACAAACAAUCUGUGGAUGGAAUCACAGCAUUUAGUGUCCUGAUUGGCCCUCUUGAAUGGAGCCCUGAAGUAAAAGUCAAUCCCAUUGGUUAUGUCUUGUCAUUCCAUGUUGUCCUCUUAUUUUGAUGUAACCAUUAAUAAGCUGUGGUGCCUUCUUUUCGUAUGUGGGUACUGGGGAGGCUGGUGGGUGGGAGGGCUUUUGGAAGGGUGGUAUUUGGGUUGUGAAGUGUGAAUGUUUUUACAAGAAAUGUGAAGAAUAUCUUUGUGUAAGAAGGGGAAAGAAUUGCAGCGACGUGAUUUUACAGUACACAGAAUUGAAGUACUUGAAUUCUGCAUUAUAGUCUCCACUUUAUCUCAGUAUGCUCAUGACUUAUACAUGACAGUAUACCCUGUUUUUUUAUUCUUCAGUGCCGUGCUGGGUGAAAAGUAUUGCCGUAUUGCAUGCAACUUGUCAUCUAUAAUGAGCCAAUGAAGAAAAUAUAUGUCCCGCACCAUCAAAUGAACCUGUAACAAUCAGAUGUCAUUUUUUUUACAUGGUUUCUGCUGCAUCUGUCUGAGACUGUUAAAACAUCAUCAUUCAGUUACUUUGGCCUGAGGAUGACAGGAAUGCCGGUAUCAUGAUGUAGCCUAUACAUGACGUGAAGGUUAAAUGAUAUCAGGGAAUUUUAUUAUGUACAAAUUAACCAAUAAUGUUCUCUUCUGAAGAAUAAAAACUUCAGUUGUAAACUUCUUAAUGAAACAAAGUUUUAUAGCUCAGAAUGUAUCUACACCCAAAUAUUUGCCAUGCAGUCUUCAUGUUUAAUGCAAUUCGUUUAAAUAAAAAGAAACGAAAAGGAA
Molecule: messenger RNA, 3138 nt
Organism: Pimephales promelas (fathead minnow)
Lineage: Eukaryota; Metazoa; Chordata; Actinopteri; Cypriniformes; Leuciscidae
Gene: ppp2r2ba
Product: protein phosphatase 2, regulatory subunit B, beta a
Cellular component (GO): protein phosphatase type 2A complex
Molecular function (GO): protein binding; protein phosphatase regulator activity
Source: RefSeq, a predicted model, not a curated record